UGCGCACAUGAUGCUCUUCCACUAACACUCUCCCAAAACUUUGGCCUUAUCCUCCACCCCGGCGCAAUGGAGCCUCGGACAUUUGCUCUCGCUAACUUACACGCGUCCACCACCUGUUCGAGAAAAUUCCUGAUAGACCAUACGCACAUACAAACACAAGAACUACCAAAAUUCUUUGUCCAAUUAUCUAAACGGAGCUCCAAACCCGUGUCAAACGGGCUGCAGAAGGACCAGAGGAAGGACCUGUCUCGGAUUCUCAGAACCGACGCUGCAGUGAAAGGCGUUGUGAGGAAAGCCAACUCAAGAAAGUACCAACAGCUGUGGCCUAAGGCUGUUCUGGAGGCUCUGGAUGAGGCUAUCAGAGAGAAUCAGUGGGAAAAUGCUGUCAAGAUUUUUGGAUUGCUUCGCCAACAACAAUGGUACGAGGCAAGGUGCCAAACAUACACGAAAUUGUUGAUAAUGCUUGGCAAGUGUAGGCAACCUGAGGAGGCCAGUUUGCUUUUUGAGAUUAUGUUGUCAGAAGGGCUCAGACCAACUGUUGAUGUCUACACUGCUCUCAUAAGUGCUUAUGGGCAAAGUGGCCUUCUUGACAAGGCUUUUUGUACUCUUGAUGACAUGAAAUCGGUCUCGGACUGCAAACCAGAUGUAUAUACAUAUUCUAUACUUAUUAAUUGUUGCUCUAAAUCUCGUCAUUUUGAUCUGAUUGGACGGAUUCGUGCUGAGAUGUCAUAUCUAGGGAUCAAAUGCAGCACUGUGACAUACAACACUAUUAUUGACGGAUAUGGUAAAGCGGAAAUGUUUGAACUAAUGGAGAACACACUGACGGAUAUGAUUGAAAGUGGAAGCUGCCUUCCUGAUGUUUUCACAUUGAAUACUUUUGUUGGGGCUUAUGGGAAAUUUGGGCUGAUCGAGAAGCUGGAGAAGUGGUAUAAUGAAUUCCAGCUAAUGGGAAUAAGGCCAGACAUUAAGACAUUUAAUAUCCUGAUCAAAACAUAUGGGAAAGUAGGCAUGUAUGAGAAGAUGAGCUCCGUUAUGGAUUAUAUGAAGAAAUGGUCUUUCUCUCCGACAAUUGUUACUUUUAAUACAGUGAUUGAGGUGUUUGGAAAGGCUGGAAAUAUUGAGAAGAUGGAUGAAUACUUCAAGAAAAUGAAGCAUCAAGGAAUGAAGCCCAACUCUAUUACCUACUGCUCUCUUGUUAGUGCUUACAGUAAAGCUGGACAUAUAACAAAAGUCGAUUCAAUUUUGAGGCAAGUAGAGAAUUCUGAUGUAACACUUGAUACCCCAUUUUUUAACUGCAUUAUAAGUGCAUAUGGUCAGGCUGGUGAUGUGAAAAAGAUGAAUGAGUUGUUCUUGGAAAUGAAAGAGAGAGCUUGCAAACCAGAUAGUAUCACCUUUGCUACCAUGAUCCAAGCCUACAAUGCACAAGGCAUGCCUGAGGCUGCUGAAAAUUUGGAGAAGAAGAUGAUUGCAACCAAAGAGAUUUCUGGCACAAGGUUGAUCGGAUGCUAGCAUGAUAUAUUUUUUUGGAAAAACAACCCUCACAGAUGAACAGUUCAAAUGCCCAAAUGUUCAAAUGUUCAAAUUAUUGUGGGGUCAGCUUGAUCAACCCUCACAGAUCUCUUAAUUUAUCCAUUGCAUCCGUAUUACUUGUUCUUUUUUCUCUUUUUAAUUACGUGUUUUCUAUAGUAUACUUCUCAUAUAC
Molecule: messenger RNA, 1702 nt
Organism: Corylus avellana
Lineage: Eukaryota; Viridiplantae; Streptophyta; Magnoliopsida; Fagales; Betulaceae
Source: RefSeq, a predicted model, not a curated record